This is a messenger RNA of Tuber aestivum (summer truffle), 882 nucleotides long. The record is from the annotation of a GenBank genome assembly. Lineage: Eukaryota; Fungi; Ascomycota; Pezizomycetes; Pezizales; Tuberaceae.
GAUAAAGACGGUAACACACCGCUCCACGCAGCCGCCAUUUCAGGUCAUCGGAGCAUGCUGGAGGCCCUGGUAGAAAAAAUCCCGAAACCAACGGACAGAGCGUAUAGUGGCCAAAUAAAUAGGGAGAACAGCUUUGGCGAUACCCCGCUUCACCUCGCCAUUCAAUUCGACCACCCGGAUAUCGUCGGGUUUCUGGUAGAGAAGGGUGCGGAUCUGGGUGCCAAGAAUGGAAAGGGGUUGACACCAGUAGAAUUGGGUGAAAACCUCGGGAGAAGAGAUAGUUCGAAUAUUCUAAGCAAAACUGCGAAGGCCAGGGAGGUGACCACGGCGGAGACUCCGGUGAAGUCUAGGGAGACUGGGAGGACCAGGGAUGAGACUGAGGCGACCGGGGGGGAGACUGAGGUAACCGGAGGGGAGACUGAGGUGACCGGAGGGGAGACUGAGGUGACCGGAGGGGAGACUGAGGUUACCGGAGGGGAGACUGAGGUGACCGGAGGGGAGACUGAAGUGACCGGAGGGGAGACUGAGGUGACCGGAGGGGAGACUGAGGUGACCGGAGGGGAGACUGGGAAGGUUACUGGGCAGGAAGAUAGGGAGGGGGAUCAGGGGGGGGAGACCGGGAAAGAUAUAAGGAAAGAUGUUAGGGAGGAGACCAGGGAGGAGACCGGUGGGAAGAUCAGGGAGCAGAGCAGUGGAGAGACCGGUGGGGAGACCGGUGGGGAGAAUAGGGAGGGAAAUAGGGAGGGGAACGGGGAGGGGAACGGGGGGGGAAACGAGGAGGAGAACCAGGAGGAGACCGGGUGCGGUUGGGGGAGACUGUGUGGGAGACUGUGGCGGAGACUGUGGGGGAAACUUCGGAGAAUGAUGCAGAGGAGAGCCUAA